Molecule: messenger RNA, 2079 nt
Organism: Anolis sagrei ordinatus
Lineage: Eukaryota; Metazoa; Chordata; Lepidosauria; Squamata; Anolidae
Gene: ERICH2
Product: glutamate rich 2
Source: RefSeq, a predicted model, not a curated record
GAAGGAGAAGAAGGAGAAGCCUCUGUGAGGAAACCCGGGCCGAACCCAGUGCCUCGCCUCGCGCGCCAUGAACAGGUUUAACAUAGUCUUGGGUCAAGGGAUUGCCAGGCCAGGAGCACCCAAGGUUUCAGGAAUGAUGGAAGUGAUUGGUCCUGAAGAUGGAUUUGUCCUAGAAAAACGGUUGUCUUUAUCAAGGUAUAAUGGCUUAGGGAAGACUGAUCAAAUAAAGGAACAAAGGAUUAGAAGAUUGCAUGUAUUUGGUCCAAAAGAAGAAGUAGUUAUUGCGCCAGUUCAAUCAAGGCAAUGCAUGGCAUGUGGAAAUGAAUCUUCAAACAGAUCUUACACUCCAUCAAAGCAGAUCUUGUUAUGUGCAGCCAAAUCAUUAGAAAAAGAAAAUGAUUUAACAAGAAUUUCAAAAAAUAUGAAUAUGAAUGUGGGACUACAAGAAUGUGUAGAAGAAGAAACAGGAAUUCAUAAUGAUCAACAUUUGAAGCCUGAUUUGGAGGGAUUGAAUCAUGAAACGAAAAUAAUUGAGCCUAAGACAGAAUCAGAAGGAAAUGAUGAAGAAAUGAAAAAUUCUAGUAAUGUGGAAACAAUUAGUAACAAUGAGGUCACAACAGAAAUUCAAAAGGACAGCGUGGAUAAACAAAUUGCUGAUGAGAAGCCGCCAGAUAGCUCAGAUGAUGAUGACAGCAAUGGACAAAGUGACAAUGAAGUGAAAAAGAGAGUUGCGCCACUACAGUUAAUGGGAGAGUUUCUCAAAGCAAUAAUGGAGCGGAAAUACCUUCUCGCAAAAAAACUAUGUCAGAUGAUUCUAAUAUAUGAACCAGAAAACCCCGAGGCCAAGCAGUUUCUUCCACUUAUUGAGCAAAAACUGCUGUUGGAAAGCCAACGAGCUCCUGAAGAAGAUGGUGAAGAAACUGGCGAAGAGACUGAUGAAGAAAGCAGUGAUGACAGUGAAGAGGAUACCAGCAAUACAGAUAACAGUGGGAGUGAAAAUGAAGAAAGUUCUGAAGAGUCUGAUAAAAAUACCUAAACAUUUCUAAAUGCCCCAAAUUGGUGUUUUUUAUUCCUUUUGCUUUGCAAUACAUGCUUUAGUGAAUUGGUUCACUUGAACUGGUUUAAUAACAAGAGUCUCCAUUCCCCUCUCUUUUUGUUAUAAUUACAUUGCUUCCAGGACUUUUGAUAGAUAUUUUGAUGUACAAACUCACUGACCAUGACCUCUCCUAAAUGCAUUAUUUGAUGAGCAGUUUGUGAGAUGAAAAAUAGUAGUGAGUAAGAUGGAAAUUGCCCUUGGGGCAAAUAUUUUGGUCUUCAAAGCUCAUAUUGUUCCUGGGAAUAGGAGUCAAGGCUGUAAUAGUUCCCCUAAUCCCUAGAAUCCAGCCAUUUGGUGACCUUGAAAGUGUGGUGCUAGAGGUUUGAUCGCAAAUCAUUGCUGUACUUUUUGAAUGCUUCUAUCCUCAAGGACCAAGCAUCGACUCUUCCCUGCCUCCUUCCCUGUCCCAAUCUCUUAAACCAACAGUAUUCAUAUUCAUGCUGGCAUGGGGUGAACAUUUAUGUGCCUGUAUUUGUAUACAGUACUCAAGGAGUUGCAAGCAUCACAGAAGCUGGGUUGUUGUAGGUUUUUUCCUGACGUUUCGCCUGCAUCUAUGGCAAGCAUCCACAGAAGUUUGUGCAAUAUCCAUUUUUAUCUUCUCCUCCAUCAAAACUUUUGCAGAUUGGGUGGAUAGUUGGGUGGGGUUGAGUAGUAAUUCAUAAGACUGCAGAGUUUAGAUGAUUAAUUGGCCCAGUUAACCGAUCAUAUAUGAUAAAAACAGAUUAAAUAUUAUCCCUACUUAAUCAAGACCUCCGAAUCCUCCCGCCUGACAGAGUUUUAUCUGUGAAGGAGACGCUGCCAAGAUUAGCAGGGAUCUGGUCAAGGGACCACUAAAUCAUACAUCUCUUUCCAGAUGUUAUCUAGAGAGAUAUUAUUAGGUGUUAUGUGCGAGUCCUUUCCUUUUGUGUGUGUGCAUAAUUUGUGUAUAAUGCUAUGUAAGGCCUUUUGAUCUGUCAGAAAGUUGGUAAAUCUUGACAACAUGA